Molecule: messenger RNA, 749 nt
Organism: Laccaria bicolor S238N-H82
Lineage: Eukaryota; Fungi; Basidiomycota; Agaricomycetes; Agaricales; Hydnangiaceae
Exons: 4
Coding region: 1-588 (195 amino acids)
Source: RefSeq, a predicted model, not a curated record
AUGCUGGGAGUAUUCUCCACCUUACUGCUGGCCUUCGCCCCGUCUUAUGCAGCCGCAGCCAUAUGUUCACCGGGAUUCAACUGGACAUACAAUUCUCAAGGCCAGAGUCCUUGUGAUAUUGCUGCUUCACUUCUUGGCGUUUGCGCACCAGGUGCAGGUGAUAUUUUAUACCUAUCGCCGCUUAUCCAGACCAUAACUCCCUUGUGUCAGGUCCCCUUCCUCAACUUCCCCCAGGAUAUUAUUAUGUUGGGCCAACAGUCCAAUCCCGGAAUGAAUGUAGUUGCACACAAGCGGCAGUUUACAAUGCCGCUUGAAUCCCAUCUCUCUGCUGCAGGAGGCGCCGAAUCUGUGGCUGGACCCUCCGCAACUACAACUGGUUUAGGGGUCUCUCCGACCAAUAUGCAAAGUCCUAAAAAAAAGCCGAAUUCUGGUGCUAUAGCAGGGGGGGUGGUCGGAGGAGUUGCUCUCCUUGUAAUUAUGGCGAUUGUGGUGGUUUGGUUCGUACUUCGCCGAAGGGAUUCUCGGCGUCAAUCUCGGUUCAGUUAUGCGAGCUCAGUAAAAACGGAGCCUCAAGGAUACACUGGUUGAAAUCUAUGACCAACCUUUAUGACUCGGAUCGUUGACCUUCUCCCAUAGUCCCAGAUUAAACGUAUUCCCGGAAAGUCCUAUAUUACUUACUUUGUACAAUGUAGCAUUCCUUGACUCUAGCUCUGCUGAAAACAUCGUUCGCCACAUGAAAUGUUAGCUUA